Messenger RNA from Phytomonas sp. EM1, 3486 nucleotides. The record is from the annotation of a GenBank genome assembly. Lineage: Eukaryota; Euglenozoa; Kinetoplastea; Trypanosomatida; Trypanosomatidae.
AUGAACGAAACCAAAAAGGUGGUGGAGAGGAGAUGGAAUGAUCUAUCACGACUACAGCUCGAGUUGCCUGAAAAGACUGACAAAAAAAACACCAAAGACCCCUGUGAGUGCAAAGGGUUCGUCAACGGUACCGUGAGUGAUUUCGACGGUAAACAGCUCAACAUGAGGAGCUUCCAAUCCACGAAGUCCUACCUCGUGUUGCAGGAGAUAACUAAAAACGACGCGACGCUCAUUCCACCAAAGCUUCUGGAUUAUCUUGUGGGCAUGUCAAGCACUUAUACCUGCACCCCUUUGGGCUGUACGAUGCGAGAGAGCACUGACUACCUCAUCCGCGAGCUCUUCCGCCGCCUCCAAACUGGCCAAGUGUGGGUCGCCCUGAAGGUGUUCUAUGUGUUCUAUCAGCUCCUGUGGAGGGGUUCACGGAGUCUGAUUGAAAGCGCGUAUGCGCUGGAUAUACCAUUCCUUAGUAUCGACGCUAUUGUGAAACGGAUCAAAAUAACACCACAGGAGAAUAUAUCUGGGGCACCACUCCCGUGCACGCUCCCGUGCGUCGUGGGAGGUGACAAUCGACCUCCUCAUAGAAAUGUUCCACAACACAGUGGCGUGAUGGCGGAGUCCAUGCAAAACGCUACAAAUACAUGUAAAGCAACAACCCGUCGGGCAUCUGGUAGCUCCAUGAACUGUUUAUCUCCCCAAUGUAGUAAGUAUUCAUAUCCCGGAAAUGCCAACGCUUGCAAGGAGCAAACCACCUGGCUUUACUGCACAAAUGAGGAAUAUUUGAGCAGCUGCGUGUCACCUGAAUUCACGUACAACUGCCUUGGGUACAUCGGUGCGCUGUGUGAGUACUGCUACCAGCAUCCCGAAGUGGAUCUCGCGAAUAGCCGCUUGCUUUCAACUUUCGCGACUAAUGCCGGCAUCCCUGAGUUGAAGGAGUUGUGCGAGGAUACCUUGGAGCUGCUCCAGAGCACUGCAACGCUUGUCGUGGACGUUCCCGUUGGCUGCGACCUGGUCAUUUCGAUGCUUCACACGCGGCUGAGCGAUGCGCGUGUGCUUUACUCCAUCUUUUGCCAUGCCUUGGCGAUGUUCCUCGACGCAUCUAUUUCCAAAGUGAUCCAAGUCUUCAACGAGUACAACAUGGGGUUAGAUAUCUCGCAGCUCACCCACGCCUCUGAGGAAGGGGAGCUGCGUAAAUACAUGAAUAGUUUCAGGACGAACGGCAACAUCGCCGGUACCAGCAUGAGCUCACUCUCAAGUAACACUAAGUGUACAUGUUCGCUAGAGUUUAUGUACGCAUGGAUGUGUAACUCGACACUCCUUAAGGAUUGGUAUAACAUUCUCCACCAGCUCGAUCGCACCGUCCGAAUGCUACAGAACGUCUGUGAGGCCGUGAAAGCGGAUAGCGGUGAGGCGCUUGCACUCGCAAACUACACGACUCGCAUCCCAAAGGAGCUGUUGGCGCGGAUGAGUGUGUUGGUUCGGAUGACGCGCGAGGAAUUGCCCUGCAAGAAUGAUGACGAGGGUGAACUUACGUCGAUGACAGAUACGUCAGAUCCGAGUUCCGUGGUCGUGCGGACGGGUUCCGAUCCCCCUUCCACGGCGGCCGAACCUCGGGGCGUUGUUGGUGCGCCCUCUGGAGCUGCCGCGCCGUCUGGAUCGGUUGUAGGGGUGCCAAGCUUAUCUGGUGGUACCGACUUCAAAAUCUUGAAGGAACGUCUUUCCUACGCGAAGACCACCUGGACGAUACAGAUGAAGUGUCUUCGGGGGCUCUUCAAGGCGGAUAGCAGCGCCACACCGCUCCUGAACACCAUUGAAAAGAAGCUUGCCAUCUAUAUUGACUCGUUGGAUGCAGUGUGCACGAAGCGAUACAAGACCGCCCUCUCAUCGGGAUCGAGCAUGGGACGACGCCUGUUGUCCGGGACAGCGGGUCUUACCGAGAAUGGAACGGAUAAGCUCGGCUCCAUCUCCACCCCUUUAUUCAGCCUUGGGGAUUUGCGAUGGCCGAAACAGAGCGACGAGACGUCGCACGCCAACUCCCUCGCCACGCGGCGGGUUUCGCUGGAGGAUCCGCUGACCAGUCGCGCCGCUGGCUUCUCCCCCCACGCCGACCUCGGCCGCCACGGCGAGGAGUCCUCUGGUAUCUUCUUGGCUUCCUUUGAGGACCACGGCGCGAACAAAGGGGAUGCGUCGCUGGCGAACAGCAGUCAGGAGGGGACCCCUCAUGAACGCGAGUCCGUCGGGACCGCGCAUCUUCAACCUUCUCGCGCCUAUCGCUUUCACAGCCGUGGCUCGGAGCCCACCAUGUCCUCGGUGCAGACCUUUGUAGAAAAUGACGGGACGGAUGCGGAGAGCUGCUCGAUGGAGGUCGAGGUGACGCCCUUGACGGAGGACAUGACGUGCACGAACGCGUCGAUCCAAAGCCUUCUCGAGAAGGACGACGUCGUCGUGGUGUGCAACGAGCCGCUGUCGACGAGGGACGACGGGAAUAUGGCGGAGCGCUUCCACAUCAUCCGCGCCCACGCGCCGAUCGGGGAAGGGAGCUACAGCAGCGUCUACCGCGCCUGGGAUGAGCUGAUGGGGCGCUACCUCGCCGCGAAGGAAGUGGCGCUGGACGCGAAGCGGCUCCCCGCGGUGGUGCGCGGGGUCCUGAAGGAGUACAUGGUCCUCACCAGCCUUCGCCACCCCAACAUCGUCCACGUCGUCGCCUUCAUGAUCGACGGCCAUUCCUGCAAGAUUUUCAUGGAGUGGAUGCCAUCCGGCUCGUUGCGGGAUGUGCUCCGGGAUAGCCGCUCCGGCGCCCUCCGCGAGAGCGUCGUCAGCCGCUACGUCCGGGAUACGCUGCUCGGGCUCGGCUUCCUGCACAGCCGCGGCGUCCUGCACCGUGAUGUGAAGCCCGCAAACAUGCUGCUGGGGACGGAGGGCUCCGUGAAGCUGACGGACUUCGGGACGAGCGUGCUGCUGUCGGAGAACGAGCACACGCUGGAGUCGGGGGUGAUCAUGGGGACGGCGCCGUACAUGGCGCCGGAGGUCGUCCGUGGCGUAUACUCCGCCGCGAGCGACGUGUGGUCGCUGGGGUGCACCGCGCUGGAGCUCGCGACCGGGCACGUCCCAUGGGAGGAUCUCGGGACGGGCAUCCGGUUGAACCCCGUUCAGUUGAUCUACAAAAUCGGCAAGCUGAGCGAGAACGACAAGCCAGAUCUGCCGCAUUCCUACUUACGCGCCGCACGGACGGAGCAUGCUGAUGGCGCCGGAGCGGAGUCCGACUCACGGCAAAAGCCGGUGCCGGUGGUAUCCGAGGACUUUCUCAGCUUCCUGGAUCAGAUAUUCGUCCUCGAUCGUCACGCGCGAGCGACGGCCGCGGAACUGCUGGAGCAUCCGUUUAUCACCAAACAUCACGAGGAGUGGAAGCUUCGGCAAGUAGAACUGGAGGCGGUGGCGAACCGCCCGAAUAGCGAAAUGCAUUCUAAAAAGGAGGAAAGGACCCAGUGA